Messenger RNA from Necator americanus (New World hookworm), 441 nucleotides. RefSeq lists its product as uncharacterized. NCBI's taxonomy places the organism in Eukaryota, Metazoa, Nematoda, Chromadorea, Rhabditida, Ancylostomatidae. The transcript has 5 exons. The record is from RefSeq and is a predicted model, not a curated record. The coding region runs from base 1 to 441 and encodes 146 amino acids.
AUGUUGAACUACACUGUGGUAUGUACAAUUAAUAAAUCCGAGCCUGCUUAUCAGCCGAACGUCUACCUGUGCAGGACGGGGAGCUACUGUUGUUUCGCAGAGGGUGAAGCAGCAUGUUGCCUUUCUAAUAUCACUCUAGAGAGUGUGUUCCAUCAAACGUAUCCGAUUGUGCUCGUCUUUCUUGGAUUUAUGUUUGUGGCACUACUUGUUAGAUUUUACUUCACCGACGAUGAACCACGUGCAGAAAUCGAUAACGAGAGUUCGAAAAAGAACUCAGUGAUGGCCGUUUUAUAUCCUACCGCUGAGGAUGACCACGUGGAUGAUCCACUUUUCGGGAAAGUCUUUGAGGAACGUGUAGCCAGACGAGCGUAUGUGUCGAGACAGUUCGAAACCGCAGAAACUCUUCGUCGUCGUAAAUCCACCUACACAAUCGAGGACUAG